Molecule: messenger RNA, 723 nt
Organism: Lemur catta (Ring-tailed lemur)
Lineage: Eukaryota; Metazoa; Chordata; Mammalia; Primates; Lemuridae
Product: glutathione S-transferase P-like
Exons: 7
Coding region: 29-661 (210 amino acids)
Biological process (GO): glutathione metabolic process
Cellular component (GO): cytosol
Molecular function (GO): glutathione transferase activity
Source: RefSeq, a predicted model, not a curated record
GCUUCCUGCUGCGCUUUGCUGCUCUGCCAUGCCGCCCUACACCAUCGUCUACUUCCCGGCCCGAGGGCGCUGUGAGGCCCUGCGCAUGCUACUGGCGGACCAGGGCCAGAGCUGGAAGGAGGAGGUGGUGACCAAAGAGGCUUGGCGGCAGGGCUCACUCAAGGCCUCCUGUCUGUAUGGGCAGCUCCCCAAGUUCCAGGAUGGAGACCUCACCCUGUACCAGUCCAGUGCCAUGCUGCGUCACCUGGGGCGCUCCCUCGGGCUCUAUGGCAAGGACCAGCGGGAGGCGGCGCUGGUGGACAUGGUCAACGAUGGGGUAGAAGACCAUCGCAAGCGCUGUGGCCACCUAAUCCACCAUAACUACGAGGAGGGCAAAGCCCAGUAUGUUCAGGAGCUGCCCGGGCACCUGAAGCCUUUUGAGACCCUGCUGGCCCAGAACCAGGGGGGGCAGGCCUUCAUCGUGGGUGACCAGAUCUCCUUCGCCGACUACAACCUGCUGGACUUGCUGCUGGCCCACCAGGUCCUGGUGCCGGGCUGUCUGGACACCUUCCCCCUGCUGUCCGCCUACGUGGCGCGCCUCAGUGCCCGGCCCAAGCUCAAGGCCUUCCUGGCCUCCCCUGAGCACGUGAACCGCCCCAUCUUUGGCAGCCGCAAGAUAUGAAUCCACUUGGCCUCCCCUGGGAGAGGGGCUGUCCUUGGCAACCAAUACAAAUUGUGAGAGGA